AUGGCCAUUCUCGCACAGACAAGUGGAAAGAAGUCGACGGCAAGGUCGGCAUCGGCACAUUCCAUUGUCUUCCUUCCUGCUCAUCUGACUCGGACUCUGGUGGAGAUGGAGCCAGACGCUGUUCUCUCGCACUCGGUCCUCGAUCCCAAGCGCAAUCCCCUGCUCGCAAACACUCCGCAUCAUAACCUUGAUCAACCAGCUGCUGACAACGAUCACGCCACUGGCCCCCUCUCCAAGGGACCUGUCUUUGCUACUGCUGUCAUUGCCGGUACCAUGGCUGUUAAGCGGACUUCGGAUCUCAUUCCCAUGUGCCACCCUCUCCCCAUCACGGGCGUCGAGCUCGACAUCGGCAUCGACGUCCCGGCCUCGGCGCUCCGCAUCGUCUGCACUGUCCGUGUAGAUGGGAAGACAGGCGUCGAGAUGGAGGCACUCACCGGUGCAUCUGCCGCUGCGCUCACCGUCUACGACAUGACCAAGGCUCUCUCCCACGACAUUGUCAUCGCAGACACCCGCCUCCUCGCCAAAGACGGCGGCAAGUCUGGCGCCUAUCGUGCUCCAGCUUGCAUCUAACUGCUGUUUACAAACACCAAAAGCGCGUCAGCGCCGCAGAUCCUCGAAUCGCAGUGCCUCGCCGCCUCCGCGAGCCGCAUCGCUCCCCUGUGCCCGCCGGACGUACGGCGACUGGUACUUGGGCGUCUUGAGCGGCGACCGUCCUGCCGCCCCGCUCACAGACGUCCCCACGCC
Messenger RNA from Thecamonas trahens ATCC 50062, 744 nucleotides. RefSeq names its product molybdenum cofactor biosynthesis protein C. The record is from RefSeq and is a predicted model, not a curated record. Gene Ontology annotation, biological process: Mo-molybdopterin cofactor biosynthetic process. The coding region runs from base 1 to 570 and encodes 189 amino acids. NCBI's taxonomy places the organism in Eukaryota, Apusomonadida, Apusomonadidae. The transcript is spliced from 2 exons.